This is a messenger RNA of Hymenoscyphus albidus, 2026 nucleotides long. Lineage: Eukaryota; Fungi; Ascomycota; Leotiomycetes; Helotiales; Helotiaceae. The record is from the annotation of a GenBank genome assembly.
GAUGGGUUUUCCUAGACUGGUGACAGACGGACCGAGAUGCAGAGUAAAGGUAUGAGAAACAAAGUGCUUGACGGCGAUUUCGGUGGGCAUAAACGCUGCGUCCAUGGCUGAGCGAGGGAGCUUCAAGCUGUACUCGUACGGCCUCCAAGGUGCAUGUUUGAAGCUCUCCCAGGGCUGAUGCCGCUGCCGCUGCGGUUGCCGUCAUCCAAUCGAGGAACAGCCGAGAAAUACCCAGCUGGACCCCGGAUGAUCAUCACUUCCCGCCCUUGAGCUCCCUCUCCCUCGUCUGCACUCCUGCGUGCGACGAAAACACUACAAAUUACUACCACCAGCAGCUGGGAAGGAAAUGUCUCCAUGGCAGACUUAUACCCCUCCAUAACCCAAUGCGCGGUUGUAGCCACCGCUUUCAAAGUGCUACUCUUCCCUGCUUAGUACGUUCCGCAUUCCAAGCUUUGAAUAACAACUAACCUUCCCCAGUAAAUCCACCGAUUUCGAGGUUCACAGAAAUUGGCUGGCCAUCACAAACAGCUUGCCGGUACAAGAAUGGUACUAUGAAAAAACCUCGGAAUGGACUCUCGACUAUCCUCCCUUCUUCGCCGGCUUUGAAUGGAUCCUGUCACAAUUCGCAAAGUUCGUGGAUCCGGAAAUGUUGAAGGUGUCCAAUUUGGGUCAUGAUAGUUGGCAGACGGUAUACUUUCAGCGAGCAAGUGUUAUAGCUACCGAGUUGGUGUUGGUCUAUGCGCUUUCUUUGUAAGUGCAAAUCUGGAUCAGGACCAGUUGAUGUGGGUAACAUAUGGACUCUGGCUGAUAUAUACACUUAAGUUUUGUGAAAUCCGCCCCGCUGGCAUUGAAACGCCCAUCUCAUGCUGCUGCUCUAUCUCUCCUUCUCUCGCCCGGACUUUUGAUAAUCGAUCAUAUCCAUUUCCAAUAUAAUGGUUUUAUGUAUGGACUUUUGAUUUUGUCUUUGGUAUUAGCAAGGAAGGAGUCCACUACCCUUGCAAGUGGAUUUUUGUUUGCCAUUCUACUGUGCUUGAAGCACAUUUACCUCUACCUUGCACCUGCGUACUUCGUCUUUUUACUACGAGCAUACUGCUUGGGUCCCAAAUCAAUUUUCCACAUUCGAUUUGGUAAUGCGAUUAAGCUCGGUACAGGGAUUAUUACCAUCUUUGGAGCUGCAUUUGGUCCAUUUGCAUAUUGGGGUCAAAUACCCCAAUUAAUGAGUAGACUGUUUCCAUUUUCUCGAGGACUCUGUCAUGCAUACUGGGCACCUAACAUUUGGGCGAUUUACUCAUUCACCGACCGAGUCUUGAUCUAUGGUGAGUAAAGAUUGAUGUUUUCAUCCCACAAAACUAAACAGAUACUAGUUGCCCCACGACUCGGUCUUGCCGUCAAUCAAGAAGCAGUAAACAGUGUAACUCGAGGUCUAGUAGGCGACACCUCCUUUGCCGUCCUCCCGGAAAUAACAGCAACAAUGACCUUCGCCCUAACCCUCCUCUUCCAAGUCAUCCCGCUGAUCAAGCUUUUCCUAAAUCCAACAUGGGAUACCUUCAUCGGCGCCGUAACCCUCUGCGGCUACGCCUCCUUCCUCUUCGGCUGGCACGUCCACGAAAAAGCCAUCCUCCUCGUCAUCAUCCCAUUCAGUCUCAUCGCUCUCAAAGACCGUCGAUACCUAGGUGCCUUCCGACCCCUCGCCGUCGCCGGACACGUCUCACUCUUCCCAUUACUCUUCACCGCAUCCGAGUUCCCGGUCAAAACUGUCUACACCAUCUUCUGGCUCGUCCUCUUCCUCCUCGCCUUCGAUCGACUCGCCCCGGCCAGUCACCGCUCGAGGAUCUUCCUCUUUGAUCGCUUUAGUUUGCUCUAUAUCACCGUCAGCAUCCCGUUGAUUUUGUAUUGUAGUCUUCUGCAUCGUGUGGUUUGGGGGGAGAUGUAUGAGUUUUUGCCGUUGAUGUUUACGAGUUCGUAUGCGGCGGUGGGGGUGGUGGGGAGUUGGGUGGGGUUUUUGGUGGUUUAUUUUACGAGUUAG